CAUAGGCAGGACAGCUUUCUCAUUUGUGACGCAGCAGGGGAAUAUUGAAAUCAUGAAACUGUUGUUGGCAAGGGACGACAUAGAUAUCAAUUCCAGGGAUCAGCACUGUCAAGCACCCCUCUUGCUCGCAGCUGAGUUGAAGAGUAUUGAAGUUAUUAAGCUGUUAUUGGAAAGGCAUGAUCUGGACCCUAACGCAACGGAUGGCACGGGAAAGACGCUUCUCUCCCUUGCAGCCCAACUAGGAAAUAUAGAAAUGGUUAUGCUAUUGUUGGCAAAGGAAGGUGUGAAUGUCGAGAUCAAGGAUCAACAGGGUCAGACACCCCUCUCUCUCGCAGUUAACUCGGGGAGUGUAGAUAUUGUCACGCUACUGCUGGGAAGGCGCGAGGUAUAUCCUGACUCGAAGGAUGCAUGGGACAGGACCCCCUUAUGGCUUGCAGCCAGCAAGGGGCUUGUGGAAAUCGUGGAGUUGUUGUUGGCACGGCAUGAAGUGAAUCCUAACUCAAAAGAUUGCUCGGGUUGUACACCUCUUGUCGUUGCAGCUACGCUAGGGAGUGUUGAAAUUGUUCAACUGCUGUUAGCAAGAGAUGAUGUGGAUAUCAACUCGCAGAACAAUCAUGGCCAUACACCACUAUUACGUGCAAUUGAGUGGGAGAGAAAAGAGAUCGCGAAACUG
Molecule: messenger RNA, 673 nt
Organism: Serpula lacrymans var. lacrymans S7.9
Lineage: Eukaryota; Fungi; Basidiomycota; Agaricomycetes; Boletales; Serpulaceae
Exons: 1
Cellular component (GO): cytoplasm
Molecular function (GO): protein binding
Source: RefSeq, a predicted model, not a curated record